AUGACCUCGGAUUCAAACGUUUCUCCUCCUCCUGCUCCGUCGUCGUCUUCUGGUGAUAAAAAAUUACAAAUGCAUGUCGAUAAUGAUUAUAAUGAUGAUAAACAUUUACUUAAACCUCGUUUAUUACGAUUGACAUCAUAUCUUUAUCCAAUUUUAUUGGUAUCACUUCUUAUUAUUGGUACGGCACUUCUUGUUAUCACAGUUACACGACGAAAUACAUGCCGUCAAUUAUUAGACGAACGAAUCGAAUCUAGUUUAGGAUUAUCAUCUAAAGAUCAUGUAGAUCCAUGGGUAGCUUGUGUAAAAACAAGUAAUUCACAUCAUUGUGUAUGCCCAGCAUCAUUUAUUCGUUCUACAUUAAAUCCAUCACAUUGUAUUCCAAGUCAUUCACGUUGUCUUCAAUCAUGUAAAACAAAUCAUCAUUGUUCAUGUCAUAAUUUACAAGAUGGUCUUCGUUGUCUUGAAGUAACACGUAAUUGGGUUGAAAACGAAUUAAAAAUUAGUCCUAUUGAACGUCUUAAUAAAAAUUUAUUGACAAAAAAUAUUUUACAAUAUCCAUGGACAGAUCAUGCUAAUCGUAAUCUUGAACAUAUGCUUGUGAAUACACACUCAGGUGAACGAUUAUUUUUUAGUUCGGAUCGACGAACAGGUAUUACUAUUAAUGAACAUGAUGAUGAUUAUUUAAUAAAUGAACGUUGGACAAAAUUUGAAACAAAUACAACACAACAUCAAAUUAUCUAUACACAAUUAGAUCCACAAGAUCAUUCAUGUCGUAUGUCAUUAGUCGAUAAUGAUGGAUCAAUAACACAUGGUUCAGUUCAUACAUGCCCAAGUGCAUAUUUAGGUGCACCAUAUUUUCUUGGUGUUGCUUGUCAAAAUAUUCUUGUUUUAUGGCAUGGUAAUAAACAAGCAAAUGUACAACGACAAGAAGGUUGGGCUGUAUCACGACAUAAUUUCGAAAGCGAUAUUCCACAAUUACCAAUAUUACUUGAUCCAUUUCAUCGUUAUUAUUCAUUAUACGAUGAUUUAAUGAUGGAAAUUAAAGAUUUAAAUGGUGAUGUACUUGGUCAAUUAUUUACAAAUAUUUAUAGACCUACAAAAUUUGAAUUUAUUGAUCAAUAUGGAACCAUACUUGUAGCUAAUCAAACACAUAUGCAAUUAUUAAGUUCAACUAAUAAAGAAGCUUGGCUCGAUUUUUAA
Messenger RNA from Adineta steineri, 1200 nucleotides. The record is from the annotation of a GenBank genome assembly. NCBI's taxonomy places the organism in Eukaryota, Metazoa, Rotifera, Eurotatoria, Adinetida, Adinetidae.